Blepharisma stoltei is the source of this 1758-nucleotide messenger RNA. NCBI's taxonomy places the organism in Eukaryota, Ciliophora, Heterotrichea, Heterotrichida, Blepharismidae. The record is from the annotation of a GenBank genome assembly.
AUGACCGAAAUUCAUAUCUGCAAUCCUCACGACUACGAAGGUUGGAAAGCCUGCAAAAUUUGUGGAGCGUUUCUGCCCUCAACUGGAGCUAGUUCAAUCAGAGAAACCCCAAAUUCUGCUCCUCUUGGGGUGCAUCCCCAGCUUUUGAUUAGCACUUAUAGAAACUCCAAGUUCACCCGUCGCUACAACCCUUCUGCUUCCUAUUUAAAGGUAAACUUUAUAUAGUAUCGCAGCGUGCUUGUGGACUGAAUGUGCCACGUUGGGGAAGGCCUCAACUUUUCAGCCUUAACGAUUCAGGUUGCCGUCGCCCUUUUUGAUAGUGCCUUGGCUGCCAAGGACUUUCCUACAAGCAGUCUUCAGUCUCUCAGCUUGGUCUCGCUAUUUGUAGCAGCCAAAUCUGAGGAAUCUGACAAUUAUAUCCCUAGGUUUAGGAGCUUAAUUAAAUACAGCAAACACCCAACCGCUACUUUGCGAAGGAUGGAACUAGAACUUCUGGCUGCUUUGAAAUGGGAAGUGGCUGUCAUAACACCUUAUCAGUUUGUACAGUAUUAUAUCGCCCACGGAAUUGUAUAUAACGAUGACCCCCCCUCAAUCUUCAUGUCUAUUGCAACAAAAAAUGCAAUUUUUUAAUAUAAAAAUUUAAUAUAAAAAAUAAUAAUUUUCAUGUCUUUUGCAAACAAAUUAUAUACAUUAAAAUGGCGACACGUGUCAACCUGCAGCAGUCCAGAACUUAUGGCUAUGGCGAACUGGGACGGACUCCGAGCCAAGAAUCAGACGCAGGCUCAAGAAGUGUGUAUCUGGGUAGGUUUUGGCUGCUUUCCUGUGGUUGGAAAUAGAGGUGCUCAACAAUGCUCUUUGGAUCCGAGGACCUAUGGGCAUUCCUCUACUGGGAAACUUGGGGUUUCGGCCCAGGCCACAGGGGAACAGUCUUUUUUCUGUAGCUGUCGAAGGAAGGCACUUUAACACCCAAUAGACUCUAAGGAGCUGAUCCUUGGAAUCAAACUACUCUAUCACCCGUAGAUGGACCGCAGAAAUCCAAAAGCUACCCAUUCAAGAGCGAACCCGCAACGCAAGAGGAGACAGAAGGUACCGGAAGGGCACUCGCAACUGGGAUAGACCCUCUGGGCUGGAGUCAAAAAGCGGUAGAACCUUCCGUAAGAGAGGUCUUUGGUGACUGCGUCACCAAUAUGGCUAGCGCCUGUCUGUAAUAAUCCUAAUCCUAAUCCUUUUGCAACAAAUUUUCGAUGCGCAUCUUAAAUUUUUCAGUACUUUUUAGCUAGAAACUCACCGAGAGAAAAAUUCAUUAAUUUUUUUUUUUUAAAAAUGUUGUGCUGCAGUAAGCAUGAAGAUUUUUUCGAAAAUAUUUUGUUGCAAUAGACAUGAAGAUUGAGGGGGGUCAUCGUUACUUCUGACCUUAUGAGAGGCAAACACUUAAAUGAGAAAACUGUCAAAUACGUUAAUAGAUAUGCAGAUUUUUUCGUUGAAAUGUGCCUUCAAGAGUAUGAGCUAACUCAAUACACACCAGAAAAUAUAGCCUGCGCUUGUAUAGCAGCUGCGAGGAAGGCUGUCGAUAUAAGGUGUGUAUGGCCUUUGGAAUUAGAAGAAUUGACUGGGAAAAAAAUGCAGGAAACGUGUUUUGCCAAAGUGUGGGAAAUAUAUGAAAAGAGAUUUUUAGGAGAAAAAGCAAAGGAACCGAGGUCUGCAAUGAUAGAACGAGAAAACGCAAGGCGCGGGAUGAAAUCUGCGACGGUGAUAUAA